AAUGCUCAAUAAUUGUACUAAAUAAAGUACAAUUAAUUUAACAUCAAUCAAUCCUUCAAUAAAAAUAUUGACUUGUUAAUGUACAUUUUUCCAUAUGGGUUCAUUUGAUAUAUAUAUAUAUAUAUACUAUAGUUUGUGGUUGAUAGUGGAAUGGUAAAGUGUUUAAUAUGUCGAACAGUUUGUUGAGUAUUUUUAAAUUAAUUAAAUACAGGAGUGUGAGUGUGUCGAUUUUUAAGAUAGGUUGUUCUUUAGAAACUGGAGAUCGAGUGCAUGUCUGCGAGAUGUUAAUCCGACUUCCGAGUCUGGUAGCUAUGGGUUUAUAAUCAUACUGCUCAUGACGGACGCCCAACCUUCACUGAACACAUUAAAUUAGGAGAGACUGGCUAACUAUCCCGGAUGAUACUGAGGUAAAAAAAUUGAACAAGAGUAGUAUAAUAAUGUAGAUUCUGGAUCUCCCCCCACUUAAAUUUUACAUCUAAAAGCAUAGGCUCCUCUGUAUAGGCGAUUCGUAGUACAGGCUCCUCCGAUCUUGUAUAAGUUACCAAGCAUAGACAACCCGCAACACACAUAAACUCAUCAAACAUCACAACUUACAGGCUAGUGCAACUCUAUAGUGGGGAUUUAAACGACAUAGUUUGCACUACGCAACCACCGGUAGCGCUUUCAGUACUACGUCGUUAUCAGCUGUUGAACUAUGUUAGGUUAUAUCACUUUGUGAUUUCUGAUUACAUUACGACUUGUUCAAAAUUUGCGAAUGCAACGUUUUUUUCACGAGUUCUGUUAAAGUGUUUAAUGUAUUAGUGUUGAAUUUGAAUAUUGAUUGACGAUUCGUUUUUUUAUUUACUUUUACUUGUUACUGAUAUUGAUAUAUAACAUUUAUCGUUGAUCAUCAUUAGGUAUAUUAUUAAAUAUUUGAUUUAAUAAUGCCUCCGAAGAAUGCCUUCAGAUGUGUUGUGGGUGGCUGUAAAUCGAGAGAUGUGAUAUGCCAUCGUUUUCCUAAUCCACGUACAGAUAUGGAAAGACUUAAAACUUGGAUGGAAAUUGUUGGAUUAAAAAAUGAAGAUCCUUGUUUAGUUUAUGCUAAAAAGUAUGUUUGUUCUCUACAUUUCACAAGCGAUUGUUCGAGUAUUGGCACUAAACGACUUAACGCUAAAGCGUUACCGUCCUUGUUUUUACAUUCUGAUAUUAUUGAAUUGGAUACUGUACAAACGGAUUCAAACAGGGCCGGACUGGAAGGGUUUCUGCCCACUAUUCUCUGUAUGCAACCGGCCCAUUUUACUAUAUUUAACGGCCCAACUAACACAAUAUUACAUUUUUCUCAAUAGUAUUUCUACCUUUACCAACGUUUUAUAAGAAUUAGGAUUUAGGAACUUUGUCGGUGUUGAUUACAAAGAAAAUGUAAAAUAUAUCAAUACAUAUAGGUAUAAAUCAGUAACACCAAGUAACAGUAUGACAAAUUCGAUUUUAUAAUUAUAUAAUUAUGUAAUUAUGUGAACGAUAAUAAUUUAGAUAAAGUAUGAGAUGAGUUUUUAAUAAUGUCC
This is a messenger RNA of Acyrthosiphon pisum (pea aphid), 1541 nucleotides long. RefSeq lists its product as uncharacterized. The record is from RefSeq and is a predicted model, not a curated record. The coding region runs from base 924 to 1325 and encodes 133 amino acids. The transcript has 2 exons. NCBI's taxonomy places the organism in Eukaryota, Metazoa, Arthropoda, Insecta, Hemiptera, Aphididae.